GCAUCAGAUCAAGAAAUGCAAAAUAAUGCCGAUCCUAUAAUGGAUAUAAUUGCGACAGCUCCUAGUGAUUCAUUGUAUUUUAUUGAACGAAUAAAUCUCAUAUCAGCAAUAAUAAGUAUGAGUACAUCAUUUCCAUAUUUAACAUAUUUAAUUAUAUAUUGGAAUGAUUGUUCAUGUAAUGAUAUUUUAAGAUGGUGGAUUGUUAUUAACAGUAUUUUACAAUUAAUACAAGCUCCUGUAAGAUUUUUCUUAUAUUUUUUGUUGAGAAAAUAUAAAAGGGAAAAUGAAAGAAUGCAUAUUCACGCUCUAAGAAGAUUAACUAGUUCAAAGGGAUGGAAAUUAAGUAAAAGAUUUAGUUUAUUAAAUUAUUUGUGGUUUAUAACAGGAACAGUCGUAAUGGUUGUUACACGAAAAUAUACAAAAAAUUUUUAUCUUUGGUUUAUAUCAUGGACUAUUAUUUUGUCAUGCAUAUUUAGAGUAUUUUUCACGAUUAUUUGGUUUUGUUUUUUCUUUCCAUAUAACCAGAAUGUACCAAAAAAAAAAAAAGGAGUACCGAAACAAUUUUUUUCUGAAGUACAUUCUUUUAAAUAUUCCCCAGAUAUGAAUUUAAAAAAUGAAUCUUGUUCUAUUUGUUUGUCGGAAUUUGUUGAAAAAGAGGAUAUUAUUCAACUGAAUUGUUUACAUGAUUUCCAUACUAAAUGUGCAAAAAAAUGGUUAUCACAAAGAAGACAAUGCCCUUUGUGCCAAAGAGACGUUAUGAAGGGAAAUUGA
This is a messenger RNA of Plasmodium gallinaceum, 771 nucleotides long. Its product is annotated as RING zinc finger protein, putative. Lineage: Eukaryota; Apicomplexa; Aconoidasida; Haemosporida; Plasmodiidae. The annotation marks the transcript as partial. The record is from RefSeq and is a predicted model, not a curated record. The transcript has 2 exons.